Austrofundulus limnaeus is the source of this 904-nucleotide messenger RNA. It is a transcript of the gene pin4, whose product is annotated as protein (peptidylprolyl cis/trans isomerase) NIMA-interacting, 4 (parvulin). The transcript is spliced from 4 exons. Lineage: Eukaryota; Metazoa; Chordata; Actinopteri; Cyprinodontiformes; Rivulidae. The coding region runs from base 80 to 466 and encodes 128 amino acids. Gene Ontology annotation, biological process: rRNA processing. The record is from RefSeq and is a predicted model, not a curated record. Gene Ontology annotation, molecular function: DNA binding; peptidyl-prolyl cis-trans isomerase activity.
CCACGCGACGGCGCUACUGCGCAUGUCUGUGUCAGUACAGCUCGAAACUGAUCCAUAUUCUGCCUAAUUUAUUUGCUAAAUGCCACCAAAAGGAAAAGGUGGGAAGGGUGGUAAAGGAGGAGCUGCUUCAGGAAGUGCAGAUGCUGAAAAGAAAGAAAAAGCCCCUAAAGGAGGCACCUCUGUCAAGGUCCGACACAUCCUCUGUGAAAAACACGGCAAGUGCAUGGAGGCCAUGGAGAAACUGAAAGCCGGAGUUCGUUUCAGCGAAGUGGCGUCGCAGUACAGCGAGGACAAAGCCAGACAAGGGGGCGAUCUGGGUUGGAUGACACGUGGCUCGAUGGUGGGACCUUUCCAGGACGCGGCGUUCGCUCUGCCUGUCAGUUCCAUGGAUAAACCCGUCUACACRGACCCGCCUGUCAAGACCAAGUUCGGUUACCACAUUAUUAUGGUCGAGGGGAAAAAGUAACGUCUAAAAAAACAAACAAAAAAACAGGACUAAUAAAUUCACUUCUGUGUUUUGUUCGGAUUUAUUUUUUAAUAACUGGUGCAAAAUGUUUAACAGAAAAAACAAGAUCCUACAAGAAAAACUGUCGAUACUCGUAUUUUUUUUCAAUUCAUAUGGUUUUUUUUGUCAGUUUUUAAAAGUUGUGGAAGUUAAAUCGUAAAUAACCAAAUAAAGGCAGUUUGAGCCGUAUUAUGUUGUGUUCCGGUGAAGGACGUGUGUGUAGGAGGGAUUUGCAAGGUUGCAAAAGGGUUGUGUGUUUUUGGUAGUUACUUUAAAAAAAAGAGUUAUGAACACCUAGCUGUUUCAUUUGAAUAGUCAUAAUAAUAAAAAAAUGGACCAAGAUUUCCAAAAGUGUUAAUUAUUCAACAAAACAAUAAAAUGGAGUCGUAUGUAUUUUUA